Dermacentor albipictus is the source of this 978-nucleotide messenger RNA. RefSeq names its product progranulin-like. The record is from RefSeq and is a predicted model, not a curated record. NCBI's taxonomy places the organism in Eukaryota, Metazoa, Arthropoda, Arachnida, Ixodida, Ixodidae. Gene Ontology annotation, cellular component: extracellular region.
AGAGAGGGAGAAAUAAGUGAGGAGGCGCGCACCACAACCCGAGGCAUGCAUGUUAAGCUGGCAUUACAGCAGUCCGAAGAAAUGGCGCCCGCGAUGUACGUCUUCGUGCUUCUCGCGGGUCUCGUCGCCGCUAGCCAGAAGACCUGCCCAGAUGGAUCUCUGUGCAACGCUGAUGGUACGUGCUGUAAGCUACGCGGCCAAAAGUACACAUGCUGCCCUCUUCCCCACGCCGUCUGCUGUCCGGACCGGGAACACUGCUGUCCGUCGGGUUACACAUGCGACAACGAAACCGAUGCGUGCACUCCUCGCCGGACGGAAGUGGCUCGGGCGACGUUCCUGUCGCAGGCGCUCGGCAACGUCCACCGGGAACCUAGGUACCGCUACGUCGACUGCGGUCCGCCGGGCGAAACGGCCUGUCCCGCCGGCCACACGUGCUGCACGACGACGCUGGGCAACGUCACCAACCACAGCUGCUGUCCGUCCCGGGACGCCGUGUGCUGCGCCGACGGAGAACACUGCUGUCCCAGAGGAAGAACGUGCGAUCUCGCAGCUGGACGGUGCACCCACAACGAGGUCUACGCGCCGGAAACCGGAACGCUCAGGCUGACUCCCGCGAGGCAAUACGGAAAGAAGCGGACAAGCACGCCACGCCACGUGACUGUAGUGCCGUGCAGCGACGGCAAGUCUCAUUGCCCCGACGGCUACACGUGCUGCGUGGCGCCUAGCGGAUCGUACAGCUGCUGCCCGCUGAAGGACGCCGUUUGUUGCGACGACAACGUGCACUGCUGCCCGCACGGCACCGUGUGCAACCCAGACCGCGGUGCCUGCCACAAGGAAGGGCUUUCGCGCGUGCCUUGGAGUACCAAGGUACCCGCCACCCAGUUUUCGUGAAGCGUUCGCCGAGAAACACCAAGCCUUCGCAUUUGAGAAGUCCUUUACAUAGCGGCAAUCUGAAUGAUAAAGUUGAGUAUAAUUCCA